AUGACCAAAAUAUUGACCAAAACUCAGCUUCUUAUGGUCACAAAAAUAGCCUUUUUGUAUAAUUUAAAAGAAAAAACUAGGUCAAAUAGCCUGUUCGUACAAUUUAAAAGAAGAACUAAGAGUACUUUAAAAGCGAAGUAAGAUUCCAAGAACCUCGCGUCUCUUUCUCGAUGACCGCGUUGUUUGAUAACGACUGACAAAAAUAAGGUUAAUAACAAUAUCCCACAGAUUAUCAAAAUAGUUAACAGUACUUGGCUUAUUGGGUCACAGAAACUUUUUCUUGUUUGUACAAUUUGAUAGAAAAUCCAAGAGCACUCUUAAAGCGAACUGAGCUUCCAAGAAUGCUCGCUUCCCGGCUUCUCUCGAGAACAGCCUUACACGAUUUCACAACUGAUAGAUAUGGUUACCAGGCCAACAGAUUACCAAAAUACUGACUAACAGUCAACAUCUCGGAGUCAGAAAAAUGGCCUAUUUGAAUAAUUUGAAAGAAAAACCAAACGCAUACUUAAAAAAAGUAAAACUAAAUGGAGAACAAAGCACUCUGAGUUUUGACGCCCGAAUUUGAUGAAAAACAAAUAUGUUUUUAGAUCGAAGAGAAUAAAAUACAGGUUUAAGGAUUGAAUGCCUGAACUGAUCAAUGCGUUAAAGUGUCAAUACCACACCAAAUCGGAUAAGGUGAAUUGAGUGCAAGCAAAUUAAAUUUAAGAUUUAUCUAAUUUUUUCACGGCGGUGUAAAUUUUCUUGCAUUCUACUCUUCCGUUGGGUAGCACCUGACCGGUAGUCAGGCGACUGAUCCCUAAUGAAAAUAAAACAUCUGACUGUCAGAGUAUCAGCAGCCGAAUUUUGAUUUCUCGUUGUUAUCAACAACUAAGUACUUACAUCUUCAUAAAUGUCUCCAAAGUGUUUGAACAAAUCAACUCUUUAAAGGCUGUGACACGAAUGACGCACGUGUGAGCAAAAAUCACUUAAUUAUCCAAUUGAUGCCGGAUGCUUUCCGAAAAGUAUUUAUGUCGGCGACAUAAUCUUUUGGCUAAGGGAAACAAACAGCGUAUUAUUACUUUGACGAUGCUUACUAAAUAUUUCUUUCUACUUUUCUAUCCAUCAUGGUCUAGUCAAUCUACACAUAGUUUAUUUUCUUCUUCUUUACAUUUAUUUAGUAAAUAUCAUUUUAUUUCAGACUUUGUUAUCAAGAAUGGCACAGGAAGGGACCCCAGAGAAAAGUUCUGAUGCCUCGGCAACUGAAGUUAGUCAGAUUAUAUUUGGUGCAAAAAACUUGGAGUAUCAGAUCGAACAGUUUGUCAGUUCCGGUGGCCAGACUGUUAAUAUCCUCCUGAGUGGCAAGACAGGGGUUGGCAAGUCACAUCUGACAAAUGCGCUCAUUGGAGAAAACCUUGCAGCAGAAGGAUAUGACAUCGACCCACAAACUAAUGACGUAAGCUACUUUGAUAUUGACAGUUACUUAACCUUUUAGACUAUUAUGAGGUGCUUUCAUCAACGGGUUACUGUGCAUUACUUGUAUAAAGAAAAUGGAUAAUAUUUCGCGUCCUUUCGAGCAGCAUGUCUAAACUCUAUUUGUUCUCAUUUUCUUCGGAAAAUACCCAUCUUUGAUACUUGAAAUCAAGAAAGAAUUAUCGAAUGCCUCUACAGGUGUUAGGUUCAAAGUUACUCGAAAGGUAAGAAACAACUUCUUUCCAAUGUCUCUUAGACAGAAAGGUCUUUCCUAUGAAUAAAACUUUUUCAAGCAUUUAUUUCCCGCAACUGAGGUAACAUACCAAGACAUAUCAUAACGAAAUAACUGUUAGAGUUAAAUGUUGUAUUAAUUUCCAGUUUUAUGUCCUCCAGGUAACUGCUUACGAGGUUGUCAAAAACGGCGUAACUAUCACAGUGUUUGACACUCCAGGACUUGCAGACGCAACCGGCAAUGAUGAAGAAUAUCUGCGGAAAAUCAAGGAGAAAGUAACCCACUUCGACUUGUUUCUAUUCUGCACUGAGAUGACCAGUAAGCGAUUCCGCACCGACGACUUGGAAACGAUAAAGAAGCUUACAGAAGCCUUGGGGGAGAAACUUUGGGAUCAUGCUCUGGUGGUUUUAACCUUUGCUAACGAAGUCUCACUAUCUCCAACCAAGAAGACGGCUGACGCACCUGAAGUAACCGUUUUCAAUGACCGCUACUUAGCUUUCAAGAAAGCAAUAAAGAAACAUUUGGUUGCAAUCGGAGUACCUGAGAUAACAGUGACUAAUGUGCCAUUUACGCCAGCCGGAGAGUUGGAUGAUCCAAGACUUCCAGAUAGAGAAGACUGGUUGACAGCAUUUUGGAUCGCGGCUUUCAAACGUAUCAACAGGAACGCAAAAGCUGCUUUCCUAAUGGCAAAUGUCGAUCGUAUUUUAUUUUCCUCCACCCUUGGUGAGGGAAACGAAAGCAAAGUAAGGAAAGAUGCCAACGUUGUCAAUCUUGGCCAGUCCAGUAAUUUAUCCAUCGAAGAAAGUAAUGCAAUUAAAGAAAUCAGAGCAAAAUUGAAAGAGCUAAACUUUGACGAAGAGUUGAGCCGCUGUUUGGAGAAAACUGGGACGUCAGAUGAACCAGAAGAGGAGUACGCCACAUCACCUGGCCAAGUUGCAAAGGUGUCAGGCCCCUCUAUAAAUGUGGACGAAACGUACUCUGAAGACCUUAUUAAGGAGAUGUUGGGCAACGUAACAGGGAACUUCAUCGGUGAGCUGACCGGUGCUAAGUUUGGUAGAAAGUACCAAACAUUCUUCGGCUGGUUUAUGAAGUAUUUUAAGAAGUUUUUCCCAACUUCUCGACCCACUUUGGCUUUAAAGGAUAGACCAGAAGGUAUUAAGGAAUAAUCAGAUGGGACCAACAGCGUGAAAAAGAGAGAAACUGUGUGCCUUUAAAAUAUCAACCAGUUAGACUAUCGACAUAUAAUCAGUUAACGAAAAUGAACUCUGUAUACUUAAAAGGUUCAUGUCACGUUUCUGAAAUUAAAUCAGUGUGCUGUAGUAAAAAGGUUCAGAUAGAUUGCAUGUUAUAUGUAGGCUCGUUAGAGGUCCAAGC
Pocillopora meandrina is the source of this 3055-nucleotide messenger RNA. Lineage: Eukaryota; Metazoa; Cnidaria; Anthozoa; Scleractinia; Pocilloporidae. The record is from the annotation of a GenBank genome assembly.